AAGUUUAUUUUGGGAGCAAAGUUUGAGCCAUGUUACAUUUCAAGGCAGUUCUUGGGUUUGGAAGCAUGUUACUUAGGGAUGUUGAGGAGUUCUGCACUCUCAAAAGAGCCCUGUGGCUAUGGAGCAAUGUACCUAUGAUUUAAAAACAAAGAAGCAACACAUUUCUGAGAUUGCUCUUGCUUGUGUAAGACGUGACUUAUUUUUAUGUUCAUGGCAGGGUGUUUUAAGUAGGAAUGCAAGCUGCCAGUGUUAAUUAAAAAUACCUUACAAAUUGUAGUAUAUGAGAAGCUUUCAUAUCUGUAUGGUGUAAUGGUCAGCCAUACUUCCAACAGAACAGCUGUUAGACAAGUUAACUAAGUUAAGUUGGCUGAACUGCCAUUUGUGCUUUAAUUUUCAUAAUGUGGUAUUUUCAAGGGAGAUUCAAGGUUAUCACACAGCCGAGGAGCGAGGGGGAGCGUCUCUUGCCUUUUGGAAGUGCAUUUCAUUUGAGUUUCCUAAUGCCUCAUUUAACUCACUGAUCACUGCAGAACUAAAGGGUUAAGUGGAAUUCUAGCUUAUCAAUUUGUGACAAAAUUAUUUAGCUUAUGUAAGAUAAGAAUACUUCUUUUUUUCUGGUUGCCAAUCUAAGUGGGUUAGCUAUGGCAAACUUGGAUAAUAUUCAAGUUCUCAGUAUAAAGUUAGAUAAAGUCUACAGCCAUUUCACAUGGGAUACCCGUUCAUUUUACCAUUCAGAUUACAAGAGUUUAUCCUGAAUAAUUGUCCUGUGUGUUUUUAGAGUAACAUCUGUUGCAUGAUAUCACGUAAUGGAAUGCAGUACAGCUUAAUUUAAGUUGAUUUGAGACAUUGCCAUUGCACUGCAGUAGUGCCUGAGAGGGUGAGAGGUUUUGUGGUUCGUGUGAUGGAUGGAUUGGUUACAAGUAGACAAUAUUGAGAAAGAUGAACUUGCAUUUGAACUGCAAAGGAUUAAGUAAUUUUACUCUGAGCUUGGUUUGUUUUAGUUUUACUUAGACUUCUUUCAUCAUUUGCCAGCUAAUGCAAUGACAGAAUUCUGCUUAUUUUAGGAAAUCCAUCUACAGUUAUAAAUAUAACUAUCAGUAUGGAACACCCCUACAGUAGAAUCAAGUCUUAUUUUGGAGUGGGAAGAGUGAACUUGAAAGAACUGUCUAGCUGUGUCAAAGCUUGAGCUGCACGAUGACUUAGAAGUUUUGCUGUGAAAACUUCCUUGUAUUUGGUAUUGUUUCUACCAAGAUUUGACUCCACACAGCAAGGAUGUUCUGAGGCAUUAAUAUUUGUAUUAUCACUUUAUAUACUGACCUAUAUGAUACGUAUCUAUUAAACCUGUGCAUAUGCAGUCUACAUGGCUUGCAAAAAUGCUAGUAUGUAAUUAGUCACCAUAUUUAGACAGUAGUUCAAACAUCUCACCUCUAUUCCUUUUUGUGGCAUUAUAGUGUCAGAUAACUGUUGGGAUAUCAGUGUUGUAUGUUCAUGAAAUAUGAGCAAUACCAUUUGUUAAAGUAUCCCUCCAAUCCAUAAUUUUAGCAUUAUAGUACUGAAAACACUGAGUUGAUUCUCAGCUGCCAGUCCUAUCUGACCUUUGGAGGUUUUGGUAAGCUGCCAAAUGUGUAGACAUCUUGAUACUAGUUUUUUUUUUAAUAUGCAGAGUUUCUUGCUAAGCAGUGUCUUCCAGAUGCUGCCUUUGCACUAGGCCCUAAUUAGGUAAGAAGUGUCAAUGUCUUUACAGACUACUGUACCAGCUUUCAGAAAUUAUUCUUUCCUCCCUGCUUUUGAAUCUUUAAAAUUUUUGACAAGUCUGCUUAUGUGUGUUUCUACAGACAGUAUAAUGCUGAUGCAAAUUGAUAACAGCAAGCAAAAUGUUGGGUGUUGUUGCAAAUGGGAGGAGGCUGUCUUUAUAAAGCAGUGUUAUGUUUCAUUUGUUUACUUUGGGGACAUGUUUCAAUUGGGACAAAUGGAGGUGUUACGUUUCAGUUGGGACAAAUGGAGGUGGAAAUUGCAGUUUCAGGUAGUCCUGGAGGAGAAUGCAGGCUUUUGCUUCCAGGCUUCUGCUUUUGACCACAUAUGGUUAUAAAAAUACACAGUAAAUUGUUCUGGAAAAAUUUUGGGGCAAAGGAGAUGCAAAUGAUAAAGCAGUGGGUUUUUUCACAGUACUUUAUCUUACAGCUUCUAGAGGCUAUGUUAAGCAAAAUGAUCUAGGGUUUUGCAACUCUGUGGAUGAAUGAUUAUGGAUAUCAUGCUGCAUCUUAAGCUCUUUUAUACUUUAUUGUUAUGAUUAAACAGUCUAUUCUUUUAUACAAAGAAUGCCUCGAAGGUAGGUUGAGCUCCUUAGAUGUGUAAGUGCUGAUCCACAGCAUGUGGUGCAAUCGUGGGUGUGAUCAGUGUUCAGAGAGUUUUGUCUCUGGGUGCAGGGAAUUCCACCUUUGGAGAGAGGCUGGUAUGCUUGAGGAUGAGAAGGUGGUAAGGAGCCCUGUGCUUGAUUUUAACACCAGACUUUUAACUGUGUACAAUGAAUUUUGUAGCUUUCUGUCCUUGCUAAUGCUGCUGAAAACCCAUUUCACAGCAGUCAGAGAAGCAUUUCCCUGGGUGUGCUGUGUGCACACAUGCUUAUCUUGGAAUUGAGUUUGAAUUAGCCUGCAUACUUGAACAAAUUGUGAUAACAUUUUGAUAUUUUCCACUUCCAGUUGCAAGCUGGAAUUUCAUCCCCAGACAUCCACCUCCUCGAUUCUCAAAGCUCCAGCACCUUUUUACUCAAGCAUCUUCAUAAAGCUAGAAAAUGCACUGACUGGCUUCACAAGCUCAUAUUGCUGUGCACAAUGCCUGCUGUGAAAUAAAGCCCUGGAAUUACAGUGGAAGUUUGUUCUGGACGACUGGAUUAAAGCAGGGCUUUUGCAGCCACAAAGGAAGAUAUGGAGGUGCAAUACUUGGUUGCUGGAAGCCUUCCAUGUGAUCAAAUAGUACUUUCAGACAAACUUAUUUUCUAUUAAAUGAAGUUUAAUUUUGAGGUAUUCUUACUCACCUUAAGCAGUGUCCAGUUUCUUGGCUUCUAACAUGCUGGAUUUUGUUUCAAGAAUCCAGCUCAGCUGCCUCUGGAGUAGUUCCAAUGAAUAUAACCAUGUAAAGCAAAGGUUGGAGAAAUGUCAGUAAGUGAAUUGGUCUGGUGGACUUGAUUCAUCAUCUGAUCCUGGGCAAUAUGCCUCUUCAUGGAGCUUCCAACAAGCAAUACUGAAGGGUACUUUAGUGGGAAGUUGCAAGUGACUUGGCACCAUGGUAGCUCUUUCCUUGAAGAUCUGUGUCCGUCAGUGCAAUGUGGUGAAGACGAUGCAGUUUGAGCCAUCCACUGCUGUGUACGAUGCCUGCAGAGUUAUUCGUGAGCGAGUGCCAGAGGCUCAGACAGGGCAAGCCUCUGACUAUGGAUUGUUCUUGUCAGAUGAUGAUCCUCGAAAAGGUAUUUGGCUGGAGGCUGGAAGAACACUGGAUUAUUACAUGCUGAGAAAUGGGGAUAUAUUGGAGUACAAAAAGAAACAGAGACCUCAGAAAAUACGUAUGUUGGAUGGUUCAGUGAAAACAGUCAUGGUGGAUGAUUCUAAAACAGUGGGUGAAUUACUGGUUACCAUUUGCAGCAGAAUAGGAAUAACAAAUUAUGAGGAAUAUUCAUUAAUCCAGGAGAACAUCGAAGAGAAGAAAGAGGAAAGUACAGGAACACUUAAGAAAGAUAGGACACUCCUACGUGAUGAAAGAAAAAUGGAAAAACUGAAGGCAAAGCUUCAUACAGAUGAUGAUUUGAAUUGGCUGGAUCACAGCCGGACCUUCAGAGAGCAAGGAGUGGAUGAAAAUGAAACACUACUCUUGAGAAGAAAGUUCUUUUAUUCAGACCAGAAUGUAGAUUCAAGAGAUCCUGUUCAGCUUAAUUUGCUUUAUGUUCAGGCUCGUGAUGACAUUCUGAAUGGUUCCCAUCCCGUCUCCUUUGAGAAGGCUUGUGAAUUUGGAGGCUUUCAAGCACAGAUCCAGUUUGGACCUCAUGUAGAACACAAACAUAAACCUGGAUUUUUAGACCUGAAAGAAUUCCUGCCUAAAGAAUAUACCAAACAAAGAGGGGCUGAAAAGAGAAUAUUUCAGGAGCACAAAAACUGUGGAGAGAUGACUGAAAUAGAAGCCAAAGUGAAGUACGUGAAGCUGGCGCGUUCCCUGCGCACCUACGGGGUGUCGUUUUUCCUUGUUAAGGAAAAAAUGAAAGGCAAAAACAAGCUGGUUCCUCGUUUGCUGGGGGUCACCAAAGACUCAGUGAUGCGUGUGGAUGAGAAGACCAAGGAAGUGUUGCAGGAAUGGCCACUGACAACUGUGAAACGCUGGGCUGCCUCACCUAAAAGCUUCACUCUGGAUUUUGGUGAAUAUCAGGAAAGCUAUUACUCAGUACAGACCACUGAAGGAGAACAGAUCUCUCAAUUAAUUGCAGGUUACAUUGAUAUCAUCCUAAAGAAGAAACAAAGUAAAGAUAGAUUUGGGCUUGAAGGUGAUGAGGAAUCAACCAUGUUGGAAGAAUCUGUUUCACCUAAGAAGUCCACCAUUCUGCAGCAGCAGUUUAACCGCACUGGGAAGGUGGAGCACGGCUCCGUGGCUCUGCCGGCUGUGAUGCGCUCUGGCUCCAGCGGCCCCGAGACCUUCAACGUUGGCAUCAUGCCUUCACCUCAGCAGCAAGUCACAACUGGCCAGAUGCACAGAGGACAUAUGCCCCCACUUACCUCAGCCCAGCAGGCCCUGAUGGGCACCAUCAACAGCAGCAUGCACGCCGUUCAGCAGGCACAGGCUGACCUCAGUGAGGUGGAUAACCUGCCACCUCUGGGGCACGACAUGGCAUCAAGAGUAUGGGUUCAGAACAAGGUUGAUGAAUCCAAACAUGAAAUACACUCUCAAGUUGAUGCAAUCACUGCAGGAACUGCAUCUGUUGUUAACCUUACAGCAGGGGACCCAGUUGACACUGAUUACACUGCUGUGGGAUGUGCAAUUACAACCAUUUCCUCCAACCUCACUGAGAUGUCCAAAGGUGUGAAAUUGCUUGCUGCUCUCAUGGAUGAUGAAAUUGGAAGUGGAGAAGACCUCCUGAAAGCUGCUCGAACCUUGGCCAGUGCUGUCUCAGACUUGCUGAAGGCUGUGCAGCCUACUUCAGGAGAGCCUCGCCAGACAGUUUUGACUGCAGCUGGAAGCAUUGGACAAGCAAGUGGGGAGCUACUGAGACAAAUUGGAGAGAAUGAAACAGAUGAAAGGUUCCAGGAUGUUCUGAUGAGUUUGGCCAAAGCUGUUGCCAACGCUGCUGCCAUGGUGGUGCUGAAGGCCAAGAAUGUGGCACAGGUGGCAGAGGACACAGUCCUGCAGAACAGGGUCAUUGCUGCUGCUACCCAGUGUGCACUCUCUACUUCCCAGCUUGUGGCUUGUGCUAAGGUGGUGAGCCCCACCAUCAGCUCCCCGGUGUGUCAGGAGCAGCUGAUUGAGGCAGGGAAGCUGGUGGAUCGCUCCGUGGAGAACUGUGUGCGUGCCUGCCAGGCUGCUACGGAUGACAGCGAGUUACUGAAGCAGGUCAGUGCGGCUGCCGGCAUCGUGAGCCAGGCCCUCCAUGACCUCCUGCAGCACGUGCGCCAGUUCGCCAGCAGGGGCGAGCCCAUCGGCCGCUAUGACCAGGCCACCGACACCAUCAUGUGUGUCACCGAGAGCAUCUUCAGCUCCAUGGGAGAUGCCGGUGAAAUGGUGCGGCAGGCGAGGGUGCUGGCUCAGGCCACCUCUGAUCUUGUCAAUGCCAUGAGGUCUGAUGCAGAAGCUGAGAUCGACAUGGAGAACUCCAAGAAGCUUCUGGCUGCUGCAAAGCUCCUGGCAGAUUCCACAGCCCGCAUGGUUGAAGCUGCAAAGGGAGCUGCAGCCAAUCCUGAAAAUGAGGAUCAACAGCAGCGUCUGAGAGAAGCAGCAGAGGGACUGCGGGUUGCUACAAAUGCUGCUGCACAGAAUGCCAUCAAGAAGAAAAUUGUCAACAGAUUAGAGAUUGCAGCUAAACAAGCUGCAGCUGCUGCUACUCAGACUAUUGCAGCUUCUCAGAAUGCAGCUGUUUCCAAUAAGAACACAGCAGCCCACCAGCAACUUGUACAGAGCUGCAAGAAUGUUGCAGACCAUAUUCCUCAGCUGGUGCAGGGUGUAAGAGGAAGUCAAGCUCAGGCAGAAGACCUCAGUGCCCAGCUUGCUUUAAUCAAUUCCAGCCAGAAUUUCCUUCAGCCUGGAAGUAAAAUGGUGGCAUCUGCUAAAGCUGCUGUCCCCACAGUGACUGAUCAAGCAGCAGCAAUGCAGCUCAGUCAGUGUGCAAAGAAUCUUGCUACCAGCUUGGCUGAGCUAAGAACAGCCUCCCAGAAGGCUCAUGAAGCUUGUGGCCCAAUGGAAAUUGAUUCUGCUUUGAAUACAGUCCAGACACUCAAAAGUGAACUGCAAGAUGCGAAGAUGGCAGCUGUGGAUGGACAGUUAAAACCUCUCCCAGGAGAAACUCUGGAGAAGUGCACUCAGGACCUGGGAAGCACAUCCAAAGCAGUUGGUUCUUCAAUGGCCCAGUUGUUAACUUGUGCUGCUCAGGGCAACGAGCACUACACAGGAGUUGCUGCCAGAGAAACUGCUCAGGCCUUGAAGACCUUGGCUCAGGCAGCACGAGGGGUUGCAGCAUCCACCACGGACCCUGUGGCAGCCCAUGCAAUGCUGGAUUCAGCCAGGGAUGUCAUGGAAGGCUCUGCAAUGCUGAUUCAAGAAGCCAAGCAGGCCCUGGCUGUCCCAGGGGAUGCAGACAGUCAGCAGAGAUUAGCCCAGGUGGCAAAAGCAGUGUCUCACUCUUUGAAUAACUGUGUGAAUUGUCUGCCUGGACAAAAGGAUGUGGAUGUGGCCUUAAAGAGUAUUGGGGAAUCCAGCAAGAAGCUCCUUGUUGAUUCGCUACCUCCAAGUUCUAAGUCAUUUCAAGAAGCUCAGAGUGAACUGAACCAGGCAGCAGCAGACCUGAAUCAGUCAGCUGGAGAAGUUGUCCAUGCUACACGUGGCCAAAGUGGGGAGCUGGCUGCAGCCUCUGGCAAAUUCAGUGAUGACUUUGAUGAAUUUCUUGAUGCUGGUAUUGAAAUGGCUGGCCAAGCACAAACUAAAGAGGACCAGAUUCAAGUCAUAGGUAACCUCAAGAGCAUUUCUAUGGCUUCCAGCAAGCUGUUACUGGCUGCCAAGUCUCUGUCUGUUGAUCCUGGAGCUCCUAAUGCCAAGAACCUCUUAGCAGCAGCAGCAAGAGCUGUGACUGAGAGUAUAAACCAACUCAUCACACUGUGCACCCAACAAGCUCCUGGGCAGAAGGAAUGUGAUAAUGCACUCAGAGAACUGGAGACAGUUAAGGGAAUGCUGGAUAACCCAAACGAACCUGUGAGCGAUCUCUCAUAUUUUGAUUGUAUUGAGGGCGUAAUGGAAAACUCCAAGGUUCUUGGAGAAUCAAUGGCAGGCAUUUCCCAGAAUGCAAAAACUGGGGAUCUUUUAGUCUUUGGAGAAUGUGUUGGAGUUGCAUCCAAGGCUCUUUGUGGCCUCACAGAGGCAGCAGCUCAGGCUGCUUACCUGGUCGGUAUCUCAGAUCCCAACAGCCAGGCUGGUCAGCAGGGCCUCGUUGACCCAAUUCAGUUUGCCCGUGCCAACCAGGCGAUCCAGAUGGCCUGUCAGAACCUGGUGGAUCCAGCGAGCAGCCCGUCCCAGGUCUUAUCAGCUGCCACCAUUGUGGCCAAGCACACGUCUGCUCUGUGCAACGCUUGUCGCAUUGCCUCUUCAAAAACUGCAAAUCCUGUUGCCAAGAGACACUUUGUGCAGUCUGCCAAGGAAGUUGCAAAUAGCACUGCUAACCUGGUUAAAACUAUCAAGGCCCUGGAUGGAGAUUUCUCUGAGGAGAACCGCAACAAGUGCAGAAUUGCCACUGCACCUUUAAUAGAGGCUGUGGAAAAUUUAACAGCAUUUGCUUCAAACCCAGAAUUUGUCAGUAUCCCAGCACAGAUCAGCACUGAGGGAUCACGAGCACAGGAGCCAAUUCUGGUUUCUGCUAAGACAAUGUUGGAGAGCUCAUCUUUACUGAUCAAAACUGCUCGUUCUCUGGCUAUCAAUCCCAAAGACCCUCCUACAUGGUCUGUACUAGCAGGGCAUUCCCACACAGUCUCAGAUUCUAUCAAGAGUCUUAUUACCUCUAUCAGGGACAAGGCCCCAGGGCAGCGAGAAUGUGAUUUCUCCAUCGAUGGGAUCAACAGAUGCAUCAGGGACAUCGAGCAGGCCUCGCUGGCUGCUGUCAGCCAGAGCCUGGCCACCAGGGAUGACAUCUCCGUGGAGGCUCUACAGGAACAGCUGACAUCAGUUGUACAGGAAAUUGGCCACCUCAUUGAUCCCAUAGCCACUGCAGCUCGGGGAGAGGCAGCUCAGCUGGGCCACAAGGUAACACAGCUGGCAAGUUACUUCGAGCCCCUUGUUUCAGCUGCAGUUGGUUUGGCAUCCAAGACACUGAAUCAUCAGCAACAGAUGACUGUGUUGGACCAGAGCAAGACUCUAGCAGAAUCUGCCUUACAGAUACUGUAUGCUGCCAAAGAAGGGGGAGGAAACCCCAAGGCAUCUCAUACUCAUGAUGCCAUCACUGAGGCUGCACAGCUGAUGAAAGAGGCUGUGGAUGACAUCAUGGUCACUUUAAAUGAAGCUGCAAGUGAAGUUGGUAUGGUUGGAGGUAUGGUAGACUUGAUUGCAGAGGCAAUGACCAAGCUGGAUGAAGGUACACCUCCAGAUCCAAAAGGAACUUUUGUUGAUUAUCAGACCACUGUGGUGAAAUAUUCUAAAGCCAUUGCUGUUACAGCACAGGAAAUGAUGACUAAGUCGGUUACUAACCCGGAGGAGCUGGGAGGACUUGCAUCGCAAAUGACCAAUGACUAUGGGCAUUUGGCUCUCCAGGGCCGAAUGGCUGCAGCUACGGCAGAACCAGAGGAGAUUGGGUUCCAGAUCAGGACUCGGGUGCAGGAACUUGGCCAUGGGUGUAUCUUUCUUGUGCAAAAAGCUGGAGCUCUCCAGAUUUGCCCUACAGACAGCUACACCAAAAAGGAGUUGAUAGAAUGUGCUCGUGCUGUCACAGAAAAGGUCUCCUUGGUUUUAUCUGCCCUCCAGGCAGGGAACAAAGGCACACAAGCCUGUAUUACUGCAGCCAGUGCUGUGUCUGGGAUAAUUGCAGAUCUGGAUACCACUAUCAUGUUUGCUACUGCUGGAACCCUUAAUGCUGAGAACAAUGAAUCGUUUGCAGAUCACAGGGAAAAUAUCCUGAAAACAGCAAAAGCUUUAGUUGAAGACACAAAAUUGUUGGUUUCUGGUGCUGCCUCAAGUCAGGACAAAUUAGCCCAAGCAGCUCAGUCAUCAGCUAACACCAUCACUCAGCUUGCUGAGGUAGUAAAAUUGGGAGCAGCUAGCUUGGGAUCUGAUGAUCCUGAAACACAGGUUGUUCUGAUCAAUGCUAUCAAGGAUGUUGCAAAGGCUCUUUCUGAUCUCAUUGGUGCUACCAAAGGAGCUGCCAGCAAACCAGCAGAUGAUCCAUCCAUGUACCAGCUGAAAGGUGCUGCCAAGGUGAUGGUAACAAAUGUCACAUCCCUCUUGAAGACUGUUAAAGCAGUAGAAGAUGAAGCCACUCGAGGGACAAGAGCCCUUGAGGCCACAAUUGAGUACAUCAAACAGGAGCUCACGGUGUUUCAGUCGAGUGAGGUUCCAGAAAAGACCUCAUCACCUGAAGAAUCCAUCCGGAUGACGAAAGGGAUCACCAUGGCAACUGCCAAAGCUGUUGCAGCCGGCAACUCGUGCAGGCAGGAGGAUGUGAUUGCUACAGCAAAUCUGAGCCGCAAGGCAGUGGCUGACAUGCUAACAGCUUGUAAGCAAGCAUCCUAUCACCCAGAUGUGAGUGAAGAAGUUCGGGAGAGAGCCCUGCGCUUUGGAACAGAAUGUACCCUGGGAUACUUGGAACUCCUGGAGCAUGUUCUCCUGAUUCUUCAAAAAGCAACUCCAGAGCUGAAGCAUCAGCUGGCCUCUUUCUCCAAGCGGGUUGCAAGUGCUGUCACAGAGCUCAUCCAGUCAGCAGAAGCAAUGAAGGGGACAGAGUGGGUGGAUCCAGAAGACCCAACAGUCAUUGCAGAGACAGAGCUCUUAGGGGCUGCAGCAUCAAUUGAGGCUGCAGCCAAGAAGUUAGAGCAGCUGAAACCACGAGCCAAGCCCAAGCAAGCAGAUGAGACUCUGGAUUUUGAAGAACAGAUCCUGGAAGCAGCUAAAUCCAUUGCAGCUGCUACCAGUGCCCUUGUGAAGUCAGCUUCAGCAGCCCAGAGGGAACUGGUGGCUCAGGGAAAGGUUGGAGCAAUCCCUGCAAAUGCAGCUGAUGAUGGACAAUGGUCUCAGGGACUUAUUUCUGCUGCCCGAAUGGUGGCAGCUGCAACCAGCAAUCUCUGUGAAGCAGCAAAUGCCUCAGUUCAAGGCCAUGCUAGUGAGGAGAAACUCAUCUCAUCUGCCAAACAAGUUGCAGCUUCUACAGCACAGUUGCUUGUGGCUUGCAAAGUGAAGGCUGAUCAUGACUCUGAGGCCAUGAGGAGGCUACAGGCUGCAGGAAAUGCUGUCAAGCGUGCAUCAGACAAUCUGGUCAGGGCAGCCCAAAAAGCAGCGUUUGGAAAAGCAGAGGAUGAUGACGUUGUGGUCAAAACCAAGUUUGUGGGUGGCAUUGCUCAGAUUAUUGCAGCCCAGGAAGAAAUGCUGAAGAAGGAGAGAGAGCUGGAAGAGGCAAGGAAAAAACUGGCUCAGAUCCGCCAACAGCAAUACAAAUUUCUACCCACAGAGCUGAGAGAAGAUGAGGGUUAACUGUUAACCUGCUGAGAUUUUUCUUCCUUUUUAUUCUUUUGUUUUCUUUUUUUUUUUUUUUUUUUUUUUUUUUUUUUUUUCUUUUAAAGAAAUAAGCUAAAGGGGGACAGCACAUUGAGAACUGCUCUGACAGCAUACUGGUAUGCCAAGCACUUAGCUGAAUAAACUGCCUGUCAUAGCUUUGGAUGAGCAGAGGGCAAAAAACACUUGCUCCUUCCCAUCUGCUCAGCUGAGGUGCAUGAUGAUCAAAUAAUGGUACAGUGUUAUGUUCAUCCUUCCUGUUCCUCCCUCAAUUUAUAUCUCAGAAGAGAAUGUUUCACUAUUUACUAAAGAUACUAAGUCAGUAUUAUUGUCACUUUCCUGAUGCUUGAGGUAUUUAUUGUUCCUUGACUAGUUCUGAAACAUUGAUAAUAUUAAGUAGGAAAAGAGUCAAGAAAUCUUUCAUAUGAUAAAUAUCACAUGAGCUGGUGAUUCUCCCCCAAGCACCCUUGUGAAAAGAAGACCAGGAUGGAGAAGCACGGAUGGCUGAGUGGAGAAACACACACAGUGUGGGUUUGAAGAAGCCUAUCUUCUUUCAGUGUUAUAUAGCUGGUUCACCCCAAAACUGGAGGAAUUGUCUCUGCAGCUGUUUGCACUACUAGUAUUAUUCCUUACCUGAUACCAACAAGCUUCUUCUUGUACAAUAUUUAGGUUUACAAAAUGUGGCAAUAGCCAUUCUUUAAAGAGCUCAAAAAACAAAGAAAUGGAAACCUUGUCACUGCCUCAAUAAUAGCAGGUUCAUGAAAGAAAAUGCUGUUUCAAUUAUAUACCUCUAAUGUGUGACUACUUUUACAGUAUUCCACACACGUACGCAUGCUCUAACAUUGGACUGAAUAGUUUGCAUUAUGUUUUUUAAUUGAAAUUAUCUGGCUCUGUACUGUGGUAUUUCUGUUAGAAUGUAUCUCAGUUAAAAAAGGGAAAUGCCCAGUACAACAAAAGACUAUCAGCUCUUUAUUAUUUUAAUAGUUACAUUUAUAAUUAUUAUGUUUUGAAACCUGUGGGAAUUGUAGGAGAAAAGAAUAAGCGAUUUACAAGUAGAUUUACAAUUUUUCCUGUAAUAUAUUUUUUAAAAAUUUGGACUCUAGAGAGUUUGUUUUCAUAGUUGCUAUUGAUGAAAAAGUAUUCACCAAGGAAUUGCAGAGAAGGGAUAGCAGCAGUCUAUCAGCAAUCUUUGUCUUCAGCUGCAGGAAGGUACAGUAUGCUCUCAGUAUUUCUGUUGUGACCUAAACAAUGGCAAUUUGGGUAGAGUGACAUAUUUUCCUGUGUCAAAGAGAACACAAAUCACAGCAACUUUAAGUAGCUAAAGCUAAACUGUUUGACUAGCUACAGAAACACCAUCUCUCCUAACAAUAUUCUCCAACAUGUCUCCAACUCCACUCGAGCCCUCCUAAACAAUAAUGGCAAGUCUGGUUAGGUCAAAGGAUGUUGCCCCUCCAGUCCUUCUGAAGGUUGUGCUGUCCUUGGAUCCCACCCAGUAUGUUCAGCUGAGCCUCUUGUGUUCUGUGCAUACUCACCCAGUUGUCGUUGCUGCAGAAAAUACUUGUCUUGUAGACUCCCCAGUAACCCCCUAGUGGUAGGUUCAUCAGUUUAGAUAGUGCUGACUCCUCAUUUAAGUUACCUGCAUGAGACAGAAUUAUCAGGAAUUUUAUCACACUAGUUCUGAUUAUAUAGCAAAAACAUUGCUAGAGAAUUAAUAAAUAUUGAAGUGUAAAAAGGUUUUUAUUGUCUCUUCUCUGAUCCUGACGUAUUUCAGACUCUACUAGCAGAGUUGCUGGAGAAUCCACAAUCAUGAGAGGAAAAAAACUGGUAUAUCCCAAAUGGAAUCACUGGCAUUGACAGAUGUGCUGUGAUGUGUAGACUUGUGUGUAAAUGCAAACCCUGUACUGUCAGAGAUGUGCAAUUCCGAGUUUUUUCAUUUGCCAUUUUAACACAAUCAAUUUGGGUUUUUGUUCAACUCACUGUGAACAGAGUCACAGUCUGGAAUUCUACAACAAGAAAAAGGCUUCCUGUAAGUCUUUGGGCAGAAGGCUAAACUGGUAUUUAUUGCUGUUAGACCUAAAUAAAGACUGCUCCAGUGAUGGUGACUUUCUGCUGCUGUUGGUAGGUUCAACUCCUUUGCAGCUUAUGCCUUUGUCUUGUCUUGUCUGAAUAGCCUCACUUUCCAAUCUCUUUUUCAGAAAGAUCUGCAAGACAGAUUUUUUUACUGCUCCCUUUUGAACCUACCUUUAGCUGUUAUUUGAUCUCAUUAAAGCAUGAAGAAAGAUGAUGCUGUCUGUAACACCAUGCCACUGUUUUAUUGUAGGCAUAAUACCAAUGUCGUGUACUUUGGUCAGGAUAGUAUUUGCCACUUUGAUAUAAGCCAAAAAAACAUUGUCAAAUGCAACUAUGUAUGGAAAUUAUAUAGCUAGAAAACUUUAUCAGUAUGUAGAAGGUAAGAGCAUGUUCAAGUUGUGCUCCAGAGAAGAGUGUUUGGGAAGGCCAUUUUAGCACAGCUAUUUUGACACUUCUCUGUUUCUGAUUUAUGCCCCCUCUUACCUGACAGAAAGUAUUUUUUCCUUAGCUGUGUGCUCCAUAGAGGAACCACAGUCAGGUGAAUAGCUGAGCUGGACAACUGAUGUAUUUUUUUACUCAGAAUUUUGGGUCUUCGUUUGUGAACCAUUAAGAGAAUAUAAGGUCAUCCAAAGUCUUUCCAUUUUUUUCUUGCUGUUAUAAUUUGCAGUAUCACUGAAGUUCACAUGUGAGCAUCUGUGGAGUUUGGAACUAGUCCAUCCAUUUCUUUGGCAUGGGAACUUGCAGCAGGAAGUGACAAGUUGGACUAAGGGGUAGAUGCUAAUUAAUAAGAAGGACAGAUGUUUACUUUGUUCUGUUAACUUGUGAAAUGAUGAAUGAGCUCUGUUGUAUCUCACCCUUCUUCAUGUGGAAUUCACUCUGAGAAUUGUAUGCAAAUUAAAAACAAAAUGCCUCCAAGUU
Messenger RNA from Sturnus vulgaris (Common starling), 13917 nucleotides. NCBI's taxonomy places the organism in Eukaryota, Metazoa, Chordata, Aves, Passeriformes, Sturnidae. The record is from RefSeq and is a predicted model, not a curated record.